UUGACUUUUAAUAAAAUUAAGAAAAGGAAAUUUUUGUGUUGACAUUUCAAAACUAUCUUUGAUAUGAUGGUUAAAAGUAGGAUGUGAUAAAUAGAUAAUAAGUAAAAAGAUAUGAUAGGUAGGAAGGGAAAACAACUGAGACGAAAGCGAAGAAAAGCAGAGGUUAGAGAAUCUGAGAUCGAGUGCAAUUCUGAGUCAAUGGACUCUGCAGUAGUGGAUAGAAUCAUAGAGAAGCUAACGGAGGUCCGAUCUUCUAAGCCCGGAAAGCUGGUUCAACUCACUGAGUCAGAAAUCAAGCAGCUCUGUGCCGCCUCCCGAGACAUAUUCAUCAAACAGCCCAAUCUUCUUGAACUCGAAGCACCCAUCAAAAUCUGCGGUGACAUUCAUGGUCAGUACAGUGACCUAUUACGCCUUUUUGAAUACGGAGGCUUUCCUCCCAAUGCAAACUAUCUGUUUUUAGGGGACUAUGUUGACCGUGGCAAACAGAGUUUGGAAACCAUAUGCCUCUUGCUUGCCUACAAAAUCAAAUACCCAGAAAAUUUCUUUCUUCUAAGAGGGAACCAUGAAUGCGCUUCCAUCAACAGGAUUUAUGGAUUUUAUGAUGAAUGUAAACGCAGGUUUAAUGUAAGACUAUGGAAAGCCUUUACUGACUGUUUUAACUGUCUCCCGGUGGCGGCUCUUGUUGAUGAUAAAAUACUGUGCAUGCAUGGAGGCUUAUCCCCUGACCUAUCAAACUUGGACCAAAUUAGAAACUUGCCCCGUCCAACAGCUAUUCCAGACACGGGUUUGCUUUGUGAUUUGCUUUGGUCCGACCCGGGUAAAGAUGUGAAGGGGUGGGGGAUGAAUGAUAGAGGAGUUUCUUUUACCUUUGGACCGGACAAAGUGUCCGAGUUUUUAGCAAAGCACGAUUUGGAUCUUGUUUGCCGGGCCCAUCAAGUAGUAGAGGAUGGGUAUGAAUUCUUUGCUGACAGGCAGCUUGUCACCAUCUUUUCGGCACCAAACUAUUGUGGGGAAUUUGAUAACGCCGGUGCCAUGAUGAGCGUCGAUGAGAAUUUGAUGUGCUCUUUUCAGAUUCUUAAACCCGCCGAGAAGAAAAAUAAAUUUAUGGCAUCAUCACAAAUGUGAUUUCAUUCACUAUUAGUAUUCGCCUGAAAUUUACGAAAGUUGUAAACAUUUUAUCCUUAAAAGAGAAAAAGCGCAAUUUAUCGACGGAUUGGUAUAGUACAACACAAUCAGAGAAGAUCUAUACGGUUUGGAAAAUCAAACCAAACCGUCUCUUUUCCUUGCCCACGGCCAAUUGCUUGGAUGGACCAACAACAACAUAGAGACAUAUUUCCUAUUUCCAUGUUACGAAAAUCAUUAUUGUUUUAUUCGCUCUCUUCUCUAAUAUAAUCUUAGUUUUGUGUCUCAGAGAUGUCAUUUAUUAUUUGUAUUUUUCAAGGUUAGGACCAUUGUACAUUUUGAAAUUUGUACUCUUGUUCCUAAGCGCUCUAUUUUUUAUACUCCGUUUUCACUUAGCACGACGGUUGACGGACAUAUAAGCAAUGACUUGAAAACCAU
This is a messenger RNA of Cuscuta campestris, 1560 nucleotides long. Lineage: Eukaryota; Viridiplantae; Streptophyta; Magnoliopsida; Solanales; Convolvulaceae. The record is from the annotation of a GenBank genome assembly.